Drosophila albomicans is the source of this 3357-nucleotide messenger RNA. RefSeq names its product glutamate receptor ionotropic, kainate 2 (gene KaiR1D). The record is from RefSeq and is a predicted model, not a curated record. Gene Ontology annotation, cellular component: postsynaptic membrane; plasma membrane. Lineage: Eukaryota; Metazoa; Arthropoda; Insecta; Diptera; Drosophilidae. The coding region runs from base 434 to 3031 and encodes 865 amino acids. Gene Ontology annotation, molecular function: glutamate-gated receptor activity; transmitter-gated monoatomic ion channel activity involved in regulation of postsynaptic membrane potential. Gene Ontology annotation, biological process: synaptic transmission, glutamatergic; modulation of chemical synaptic transmission; monoatomic ion transport. The transcript is spliced from 13 exons.
AAAUACGCACAUUACGGUGUUUCGAGUGUUACCAGCUAUCUCGAUGCACAAUUUUUGAAUUUGUUAACAGUAUCUGUAUAAUUUUCAUCUGAAUACCGUUGGACUCUUUUAUAGUUUUUAAAACCUAAGGAUGAGCAUCCACAUCCAAUGCGCAGCUGUUUGAACUGUCACCCGGCUUUUGGAUGCCACCCACCCUCAAAGCAAGUUCGGGGAGGCCUGCAACAGGACAAUGCCAUCACAUUUAAAAGGCAGAGCAUCGUCGUGUCCGUGCUCAGUAGAUGUUCCACCAUCUCGGCAGACAAACCAAGAGUUCCGUAAACGGGCAAAAUUGCAAAACAAACGGCUAGUAAAAAUGACACCGCGCGUCUAAAAAAACAACAAAAUAUUUGUGAAUAUUGUGGUGAAGUAGUAAAAAUAAACGAAAAUAUAGUGCAUGAAAAACAAUCCGAGCAAGAUGCAGAAAAGAGGGGCACAUUAUCGCAUGCUAAAGUGUCUAUUGUUGUUGGCAAUUCAAGUAGCACUCAAUGUCCCAAAGGUAGAAGCAUUGCCCGACAUCAUCAAAAUUGGUGGAUUGUUCCAUCCCUCGGAUGACCAUCAGGAGCUCGCCUUUCGCCAGGCUGUUGAGCGCAUCAAUGCCGACCGCUCCAUUUUGCCCCGCUCCAAACUUGUGGCCCAAAUUGAGCGCAUCUCGCCAUUCGACAGCUUCCAUGCCGGCAAACGAGUUUGCGGCUUGCUCAACAUUGGCGUCGCUGCAAUUUUUGGACCACAAUCCUCGCAUACCGCGAGUCAUGUGCAGAGCAUCUGUGACAACAUGGAGAUACCGCAUUUGGAGAAUCGCUGGGACUACCGUCUGAGACGCGAAAGUUGCCUGGUGAAUCUUUAUCCCCAUCCAAAUACACUCUCAAAGGCUUAUGUGGAUAUUGUGCGUCAUUGGGGCUGGAAGACGUUUACCAUCAUCUAUGAGAACAACGAUGGCAUUGUGCGACUGCAAGAGCUGCUCAAAGCUCACGGCAUGACACCGUUUCCCAUCACUGUGCGCCAACUUAGCGAUAGCGGAGAUUAUCGGCCGCUGCUCAAGCAGAUUAAGAACUCGGCUGAAGCGCACAUUGUGCUCGACUGUUCCACAGAGCGCAUACAUGAAGUGCUCAAGCAAGCCCAACAGAUUGGCAUGAUGAGCGAUUAUCACAGUUAUUUGGUCACAUCGCUGGAUCUACACACGGUCAAUCUGGAUGAGUUUCGAUAUGGAGGAACAAAUAUCACUGGCUUUCGGUUGAUUAACGAGAAAAUCGUCUCGGAUGUGGUGCGUCAGUGGAGCAUCGAUGAGAAGGGUCUGUUGCGAUCGGCCAAUCUGACAACUGUGCGCUCUGAGACAGCUUUAAUGUAUGAUGCUGUGCAUCUGUUUGCCAAGGCAUUGCAUGAUCUGGAUACCUCGCAACAGAUUGAUAUACAUCCGAUUAGCUGUGAUGGACAAAGCACUUGGCAGCAUGGCUUUAGCUUAAUCAACUAUAUGAAGAUUGUUGAGAUGAAGGGUCUGACGAAUGUCAUUAAGUUUGACCAUCAAGGUUUUCGCACGGACUUUAUGCUAGACAUUGUGGAGCUAACGCCGGGUGGCAUACGCAAAAUUGGCACCUGGAACUCCACGCUACCCGAGGGCAUCAACUUUACGCGCACGUUCAGCCAGAAACAACAGGAAAUCGAAGCGAACUUGAAGAAUAAGACCUUAGUGGUCACUACCAUAUUGAGCAAUCCUUACUGCAUGCGCAAGGAGUCGGCAGUGCCGUUAACAGGCAACGAUCAAUUUGAAGGCUAUGCUGUGGAUCUUAUACAUGAGAUAUCCAGGUCAUUGGGUUUCAACUAUAAAAUACAACUGGUUCCCGAUGGCAGCUAUGGAAGUCUGAAUAAGUUGACUGGCGAGUGGAAUGGCAUGAUAAGAGACCUAUUGGAGCAACGCGCUGAUCUGGCCAUUGCGGAUCUUACAAUCACAUUUGAACGCGAACAAGCUGUUGAUUUUACCACACCGUUUAUGAAUCUAGGCGUCUCUAUACUCUAUCGCAAACCCAUCAAGCAGCCGCCCAAUUUAUUCUCCUUCUUGUCGCCCUUAUCGUUGGACGUUUGGAUCUACAUGGCCACAGCAUACUUAGGUGUUUCCGUGCUGCUCUUCAUCUUGGCCAAAUUCACACCCUAUGAGUGGCCUGCUUAUACUGAUGCUCAUGGCGAGAAGGUCGAAAGUCAGUUCACCUUGCUCAACUGCAUGUGGUUUGCCAUUGGUUCAUUGAUGCAACAGGGAUGCGACUUUUUGCCCAAGGCACUUUCAACGCGCAUGGUGGCUGGCAUUUGGUGGUUUUUCACACUCAUCAUGAUUUCCUCGUACACUGCCAAUUUGGCUGCAUUUUUGACUGUCGAACGCAUGGACUCGCCCAUUGAGAGUGCAGAGGAUUUGGCCAAGCAAACUAGAAUCAAAUACGGCGCACUCAAAGGCGGCAGCACAGCAGCUUUCUUUAGGGACUCAAAGAUCUCCACAUAUCAGCGCAUGUGGUCGUUCAUGGAAUCGGCACGUCCAUCAGUGUUUACGGCCAGCAAUGGCGAGGGAGUGGAGCGCGUUGCCAAAGGCAAAGGCUCCUAUGCUUUCCUGAUGGAGUCCACAUCGAUUGAGUAUGUGACCGAGCGCAAUUGUGAAUUAACGCAGGUGGGCGGCAUGCUGGACACCAAGAGCUAUGGCAUAGCCACACCGCCAAACUCGCCUUAUCGCACUGCCAUCAAUAGCGUCAUACUCAAGUUGCAGGAGGAGGGCAAACUGCAUAUACUGAAAACUAAAUGGUGGAAGGAGAAACGAGGUGGUGGCAAAUGUCGUGUUGAAACAUCCAAAUCCUCGUCGGCUGCCAAUGAACUGGGACUGGCCAAUGUGGGCGGUGUGUUUGUGGUGCUAAUGGGCGGCAUGGGCGUGGCCUGUGUCAUAGCUGUCUGUGAGUUUGUGUGGAAGUCACGCAAAGUUGCCGUCGAGGAGCGUUUAAGUGCCAUAUUAAAUGAAUGAGGAAAAUUGUAAACCCAAGACGAAUGGGUUUAGUAAUCGGUCGUAUCGUUUUGGACCAGGAAUUAAUUGUGCAACUUUUGCAUGAUAUCCCAAUAAAUACAUGUGUAUGUGUGUAGUAUAUAGCUACUAAUCUGACGUUUGAGAUCAGACCAAAAAUAUAAUGUUGGGAAGAAAGAUAUAUAGAGAGAAAUGGCGCCACCAAUGAAAAAUCGCACAAGAAAACCAAAUAGAAGAAAAUAACGUUUCACUUGAAAUCUUUUGACAAGUAGCGAUAGUCACAAAAUUUAUAUACAACAACAAUCUUAUAAUAAACAUACUUACAUGCA